AAAAAAAAGGAGUCGAAACAUUCGUGAAGAGAAAGCCAGAGUGACAGAAAGAAGGGGGUCGCGUUAACAAUGAGCUCCACGGGAGACGAGAUGCGCGCAUAGAGGAGCGGCACUGCGGUGCUAGGGGUGGGCGGGAAUCCACGCGGGAUCCGGAUCCAGCGGGCGAGCCGUGAAGCCACAGCAGAGUCCGCAGAAAAGCAGCAGUAUAGCACAACAGCCUCGAGCGACACCAGCCACCCGCAAUGGAGGAUCUGCGCGAGAUGGACUGUCCGGUGCUCAAGCGGCUCCUGAAGGAGGACGGCGCCCGGUGCCUGCUGCUCGACUGCCGCUCCUUUCUGGCCUUCAGCGCGGGGCACAUCCGCGGGGCCGUCAACGCCCGCUGCAACACCAUCGUGCGCCGCAGGGCCAAGGGCUCCGUGCUGAGCUUGGACCAGGUACUAGCCGGGGACGACGAGGUCCGGGCCCGCCUUCGCUCCGGGAUGUACUCGGCCGUAGUGCUGUACGACGAGAGGACCCCCGAUGCGGACGCGGUGAAGGACGACAGCACCUCCAGCCUGGUGCUCCACGCGCUAUGCGGGGACUCCACGGCCACGCACAUCUACUUUCUCAAAGGCGGCUAUGACAGGUUCUUUUCCGAAUACCCAGAGUUUUGUUUGAAGACAAAAUCCUUGCCUCCGCUAACAAGCCAGUCCAGCGUCGACUCGUCUUGUUCGUCCUGCGGCACGCCGCACCACGACCAGGGCGGCCCCGUGGAGAUCCUCCCAUUCCUCUACCUGGGUAGCGCCGUGCACGCCUCCAAAAAGGAAGUUUUGGAUGCAAUCGGCAUCUCGGCACUGCUCAACGUGUCAUCCGAUUGUCCCAACCACUUCGAGGGCGCCUACCAGUACAAAUGUAUCCCAGUGGAGGACAACCACAAAGAAGACAUCAGCUGCUGGUUUCUGGAGGCCAUCGAGUUCAUCGACUCCGUCCGGGAUUCGAGCGGUCGCGUCCUGGUCCACUGCCAGGCUGGCAUCUCCCGCUCAGCCACCAUCUGCCUGGCCUACUUGAUGAAGAGAAAGCGCGUGCGACUGGACGAAGCCUUCGAAUUCGUGCGGCGGCGGCGCUCAAUCAUCUCGCCCAACUUCAGCUUCAUGGGCCAGCUGCUACAGUUCGAGUCACAACUACUCGCCACCUCAUGCGCCGCCGAGGCCGCCGCAACAGCCAGCCCGCUGCUGGCUCCCAAGACGUCGUCGGGGGUGUCCUCGGCCGCUGCCACGCCCACUUCACCGUUUAUCUUUAACUUCCCGGUGUCAGUGGUCAACCCCGCUUACCUGCACCACAGCCCACUCACAACAUCGCCGGGCUGCUGAUGCUCCAAAUGCUUCCGGGCUCACAAACCAGCUUCUUCCAAUAAGUGACCAAAAAAAUACAACUCGACUAGCAACCAGGUUUGUGUGUAGGACUAGAAGUGACACACAAACCGAGGACACACCCUGACAAUACACUUAUGACUAACAAAAGAAAAUGCCCUUUGAAAAACUUCUGGGAAAUUUCCACGGAAGGUCUAGAAAAUAUUCAAUUUCCUUGGGAGUUACGGAUGUUCAAGGUCAUUCAGUGAAAAACUGUGCCGCUGCGGAUGAGUGGUUAGCACAUCUGGCUCACAGUUCUCAGGGUUGGGGAUUUGAAUCUGUGUUCUAGCCUUUUUGCAUUGUUUGCAUUUUUGCCCUAUACUUCAGCUUCCCACAUUCGGAAUACGAGGUUAAUUGAAGACUCAUCAUGAGUACUUCUUCACAAAAUUGGUGUUUUUAAUAACUCCUUGGCUGCCAUUGACUAAGAUGGCUAGCAAUGAAUUAUCACUGCCAUCACGCCCAAAAAAAUGACAGAAACAAACAUAGAAGAGGGAAAACUGACAAACAGGAGUAUAAAUAGAAAUGAAAAAGGAAAUGACUGCUUUUUGUUAAAGGGGCAACUUAAUGGGCUCUAUGAUUGACCCCUGAGGAAUACCACGAACAAAUUCUGACUUUAAGGGUCAUAUAAUCACAAUAAAAAAAAAAAAAAAAUUUUUUUUUAAAAAAACAUUUUUUUUUUUCUUAUUCUAUUUAUGCCCUGCCAAUGAUUGGUUACCAAUGCUCGAUUAUACCCUGCCUCUCACCCAAAGUCAACUGGGACAGGCACCGGACAGGAAAAUGUUGACUAAAAUGACGGCUCACACAUCGUAUUCCAAUAAAAUCCUGUCAAUUCCCAUAGCAAGUUCCCAAAUUAAAAAAAAAAAAAAAAAUCCUUGCAAAUGUUGCAGCUCUAGUUGCCAUGGAGACAACAGCUCUUUAAGCUGAGGAGAUGGACGCAGGAAGGAAGCAGGAAUUUUAAACACCUGCUCCUUCCUCCUUUGGCGUUCCUCCUGCUGCCUCACAAAAGAUGUGGAUGUGUGGGGAUGGGAGGACUGUGGUGGGGGGCAAUAGAAAGCAGGCCCUCCUCAGUGACAGGUGCUCUGUUGCCAGGCUGACCGGAGUUUCCUGUCCAUCCUCUUCCUCACACACAAACAGGCCUUCCUCUCUCAUCCCCUUUCAUGUUCCUCCUCUUAAUCGCUUCUUCGCCACUGCCUCUUCCUCUCGGAUGUUCCGUGACCAAGUGGCACGAGGCCAAGAAAGACUCUUGCUUUUAACAUGGAACACAGCGACACAUUGGCGACAAUAGACGUCCAAUCAUUUUGAAAUUGGAGAAUGGAUGUCUACUGUUGAAAAACUAAUUUAAAUUCACAGCAGACGGUUAAAAAGAGCCACGAUUCGAUAUCUAUCAUCCUCAAUGGCACUGAACAGUUAAGUGAUGCUGCCACGAAAAUUCAUGGGAAACCCCAAAAGAGCACAAUAAUCGUGAAUAGACAGUUUUUUUUUUUUUCUUUUAAAUUAGGAAGGCCUGUUAUUUGGAAAUCAUUCCUUGCAAUACUGAACGUGCAACCCCUUCAAAACGGCAACAAUAGAAGUAAUGGUUCAGUUCAGUCAUGGCACAAUGGUGUCUUCUUAGACUCAACUAUACACUUUAAACCUGCUUCAUACUCCUACUACACACACACAAAGGGUGGCAAAAUACAUUUUUCUUGUUUUUCAAAGACUGUCAACUUUCUGUAGCACUUUGAAGUGAUGCAAUACUGUAUUUGUAAUUGGUGGUUGAUCUGCUCAACAUGGUUGCUGUAGACGGACUUUUUUUGUGUCUUAAUAUGGAAGGAGAGAUGGAGAGCGAGUCAAUCAGUCGAGAAAAAAAAACUGCAAUACUUUUGUCUGUGUGAGUUCAUCUCCUUCGACACGCUGUCUGCUCAAUGCAGUUGACCCAUAAUAUGGCAAUAGCAAACCUUCACUGAUACAUGUGUAUAUAUAUUACAUUUUAAAAAUCAACUUCCCCUCAAUUUUAUUGUGUAGAUUGAAUGAAAUGUGCAUUUAUUUAUUACGGAAGAACCACUGUUGAAUAAAAAUUGUUCUUAAAUAAA
Molecule: messenger RNA, 3460 nt
Organism: Corythoichthys intestinalis (scribbled pipefish)
Lineage: Eukaryota; Metazoa; Chordata; Actinopteri; Syngnathiformes; Syngnathidae
Gene: dusp4
Product: dual specificity phosphatase 4
Exons: 4
Coding region: 243-1349 (368 amino acids)
Biological process (GO): endoderm formation; protein dephosphorylation; negative regulation of MAPK cascade
Cellular component (GO): cytoplasm; nucleus
Molecular function (GO): MAP kinase tyrosine/serine/threonine phosphatase activity; protein tyrosine/threonine phosphatase activity; MAP kinase tyrosine phosphatase activity
Source: RefSeq, a predicted model, not a curated record